This is a messenger RNA of Lolium rigidum, 2764 nucleotides long. Its product is annotated as monosaccharide-sensing protein 2-like. Gene Ontology annotation, cellular component: membrane. The transcript has 6 exons. Gene Ontology annotation, molecular function: myo-inositol:proton symporter activity. The record is from RefSeq and is a predicted model, not a curated record. Gene Ontology annotation, biological process: transmembrane transport. Bases 220 to 2439 code for a protein of 739 amino acids. NCBI's taxonomy places the organism in Eukaryota, Viridiplantae, Streptophyta, Magnoliopsida, Poales, Poaceae.
GCAGCGAAGGGGAGCUGGCCUUCUUCUUCUUCUACUCCUCCCCUUUUUCUACUGCCAGCCAGGGGUGUGAGCAGGCAGAUUUGAGGCUCCUCUCUCUCCCUGCCUCCUAUUUGAGCCGCCCGACUCUGCUCACUCCUGAUCUACCGCACCGCACCCGGGGGACGCCGCUUCUUCGGCUCUCGUCUGUCUCUCUUCUUUCCCUGCGAGGGAUCGUUCAAGAUGUCGGGCGCGGCGCUGGUCGCGAUUGCGGCCUCCAUCGGCAACCUGCUGCAGGGCUGGGACAAUGCCACCAUUGCGGGUGCCGUCCUGUACAUCAAGAAGGAAUUCCAGCUCGAGGACAACCCCACAGUGGAAGGGCUGAUCGUGGCCAUGUCGCUCAUCGGCGCGACCAUCAUCACCACGUUCUCCGGGCCCGUCUCCGACAUGGUCGGCCGGCGCCCGAUGAUGAUCCUCUCCUCGGUCCUCUACUUCCUCAGCGGCCUCAUCAUGCUCUGGGCGCCCAACGUGUACGUGCUGCUCCUGGCGCGCCUCAUCGACGGCUUCGGCAUCGGCCUCGCCGUCACCCUCGUGCCCCUCUACAUCUCCGAGAUCGCACCCUCGGAGAUCAGGGGACGGCUCAACACGCUGCCGCAGUUCAGCGGCUCCGGAGGGAUGUUCCUCUCCUACUGCAUGGUGUUCGGGAUGUCUCUGCUGCCGUCGCCCGACUGGAGGGUCAUGCUCGGGGUGCUCUCCGUGCCUUCGCUCUUCUUCUUCGGGCUGACGGUCUUCUUUCUGCCGGAGUCGCCCAGGUGGCUUGUCAGCAAGGGCCGGAUGGCGGAGGCCAAGAAGGUGUUGCAGAGGCUGCGUGGAAGGGAGGAUGUCUCAGGAGAAAUGGCUCUUCUCGUUGAAGGUUUGGACGUUGGAGGAGACACCUCCAUUGAAGAGUACAUCAUUGGACCUAACGACGGUGCUGACGAUCAUGUUGUUGAUGGCGAUAAUGAGCAAAUAACCCUAUAUGGACCUGAAGAGGGCCAAUCAUGGAUUGCCCGACCUUCCAAAGGACCUAGCAUGCUUGGAAGUGUGUUUUCCCUCGCAUCCCGUCAUGGCAGCAUGGUGAACCAGAGUAUACCCCUUAUGGAUCCUCUAGUCACGCUCUUUGGGAGUGUUCACGAGAACAUGCCUCAAGCGGGAGGAAGCAUGCGGAGCACAUUGUUCCCCAACUUUGGCAGCAUGCUCAGCGUGGCAGAUCAGCAUCCCAAAGGUGAGCACUGGGAUGAGGAGAACGUUCACAGGGAUGAUGAUGAAUAUGCAUCUGGAGGCGACUAUGAAGACAAUGUCCACAGCCCGCUGCUGUCACGACAGACCACAAACACAGAUGUGAAGGAGCAGGGUCAGCAUGGAAGCACUUUGGGCAUUAGAAGGCGAAGCAUGUUGGGAGAGGGUGGGGAGGCCGUUAGCAGCACCGGUAUUGGUGGGGGUUGGCAACUCGCAUAUAAAUGGUCAGAGCGACAGGGUGAGGAUGGCAAGAAGGAAGGAGGCUUCAAAAGGAUCUACUUGCACCAAGAGGGAGUGCCAGACUCGAGAAGGGGCUCUGUUGUUUCACUUCCUGGUGGGGAUGCCCCUGAAGGCAGUGGGUUUAUACAUGCUGCUGCUUUAGUAAGCCACUCGGCUCUUUAUUCCAAGGAUCAUCUGGAAGAGCGUAUGGCGGCCGGGCCAACCAUGAUGCAUCCAUCGGAGGCAGUUCCCAAGGGCGCAGUAUGGAAAGAUCUGUUUGAACCUGGCGUCAGGCGUGCACUAGUCGUCGGUGUUGGAAUUCAGAUGCUUCAACAGUUCGCUGGAAUAAAUGGAGUUCUGUACUACACUCCCCAAAUUCUUGAGCAAGCUGGUGUGUCGGUUCUUCUUUCCAGCCUCGGCCUCAGUUCAGCAUCAGCAUCCAUCUUGAUCAGUUCUCUCACUACCUUACUCAUGCUCCCUAGCAUUGGUUUAGCCAUGAGACUUAUGGAUAUAUCUGGAAGAAGGUUUCUGCUACUCGGCACAAUUCCAAUCUUGAUAGCAUCUCUAAUUGUCCUGGUUGUGUCCAACGUUAUCAACUUGAGCACAGUGCCCCAUGCAGUGCUCUCCACAGUCAGCGUCAUCGUCUAUUUCUGCUGCUUCGUCAUGGGCUUCGGUCCAAUCCCCAACAUCCUGUGUGCGGAGAUUUUCCCCACCAGGGUCCGCGGCCUCUGCAUCGCCAUCUGUGCUCUGACAUUCUGGAUAUGUGAUAUCAUUGUUACCUACAGCCUUCCAGUGAUGCUGAAUGCUAUCGGACUGGCGGGUGUCUUCGGUAUAUAUGCAGCUGUUUGCUGCAUUUCAUUCGUGUUCGUCUACCUCAAGGUCCCAGAGACAAAGGGCAUGCCCCUCGAGGUCAUCACCGAGUUCUUUGCAGUUGGGGCAAGGCAAGCACAGGCCAACAUUUCCUGAUCCAGUACGGAGCCUUGCUUUCAUUUUGUACACCGUGAACUGCAAAAUAGACGGGUCCUCAUGAGGAUCGAAAAACCUGAUAGGGGGUUGUAAGCAAAGAGGAAAGGAGAUAUCUGUCAGUGCUCCCUAAGCAACACAAAGAGUUCAUCACCAGGAACGGGAAGCUACAAAGUAGGGAAAGCGCACCCCAUUUGUCAGCACAUCUUUCUUGUUAGUAUUGUAAUUUCCUCAUUAGUUGAUGGUAGGGAUAUUCAACUUGCUAAUCUGAUUCUGAAUCACUAUGCUCCUGCUCUAAAUAAAGAGAAGUCAUGUUUUUUUGUGUCAA